Messenger RNA from Suillus discolor, 1276 nucleotides. Its product is annotated as glyceraldehyde-3-phosphate dehydrogenase. Lineage: Eukaryota; Fungi; Basidiomycota; Agaricomycetes; Boletales; Suillaceae. The coding region runs from base 166 to 1182 and encodes 338 amino acids. The transcript is spliced from 8 exons. The record is from RefSeq and is a predicted model, not a curated record. Gene Ontology annotation, molecular function: oxidoreductase activity, acting on the aldehyde or oxo group of donors, NAD or NADP as acceptor; NADP binding; NAD binding. Gene Ontology annotation, biological process: glucose metabolic process.
UUUGGAGUGGUCUUCGGGGGUUCGCCGCCAAUUGACGUUAUCGUAUCAGUACUGAUUAGAUCGACCCACCCAAAUAUUGAUUCCAGUAUAAAAGGUUCCACUCACCUCCCGACAUAUCCGCAUUUCUCCACUUCACCCCAUCACUACAAUAUUCUCUCAACCAACAUGGUCAGAGUCGGCAUCAAUGGGUAUGUUUUCGGUCGUAUUGGCCGCAUCGUCAUGCGUAAUGCCCUCGAGAACCAGGACAUCGAGGUCGUCGCCAUCAAUGAUCCUUUCAUUGAAUUGGACUACAUGGUUUACAUGUUCAAGUACGACACCGUCCACGGUCGCUUCAAGGGUGACGUCCGCACCGAGGACGGAAAGCUCUACAUCAACAACAAGCCUAUCCACGUUUUCGGAGAGCGGGAUCCGAGCAACAUCAAGUGGGGUUCGGUCGGCGCUGAUUACAUCGUCGAGUCCACUGGUGUCUUCACCACCAUCGACAAGGCCUCUUCUCACUUGAAGGGUGGCGCAAAGAAGGUCAUCAUCUCCGCCCCUUCGGCUGACGCACCUAUGUUUGUCUGCGGUGUCAACCUCGACGCUUACGACUCCAAGUACACCGUGAUCUCUAACGCCUCUUGCACAACCAACUGUCUCGCGCCCCUCGCCAAGGUGAUCGACGACAACUUCGGCAUUGAGGAGGGUCUCAUGUCAACCAUCCACGCGACGACAGCUACUCAGAAGACUGUCGACGGUCCUUCCAACAAGGACUGGCGUGGUGGUCGUGCUGUCAACAACAACAUUAUCCCGUCCUCCACGGGUGCUGCCAAGGCAGUCGGCAAGGUCAUUCCUUCCCUGAACGGCAAGCUCACUGGUCUUGCAUUCCGUGUGCCGACUUUGGAUGUAUCCGUCGUCGACCUCGUCGUGCGCCUCAAGAAGCCUGCCACCUAUGAUGACAUCAAGAAGGCAGUGAAGACCGCCGCUGACGGCCCUCUGAAUGGCGUGCUCGCCUACACCGACGAAAACGUCGUCUCGACGGACUUCCUCGGUCACCCUGCAUCGAGCAUCUUCGAUGCCAGUGCUGGUAUCAUGCUCAACUCGCAGUUCGUGAAGUUGAUCUCAUGGUACGACAACGAGUGGGGCUACUCGAAGCGUGUGUGUGACUUGCUUGUAUAUGCUGCCAAGAAGGACGGGGUCAACUAAAGGGAAUGUGAAUACCGGUAGUUUGAGGUUUUACCAUACAAAACAAAUGUUGUAUUUCUUUAUGAACAUAGUGACGCCGUCAUAGAUCCGCUUA